Mangifera indica (mango) is the source of this 1622-nucleotide messenger RNA. Its product is annotated as E3 ubiquitin-protein ligase MARCHF1-like. Gene Ontology annotation, molecular function: zinc ion binding. The record is from RefSeq and is a predicted model, not a curated record. The transcript is spliced from 8 exons. NCBI's taxonomy places the organism in Eukaryota, Viridiplantae, Streptophyta, Magnoliopsida, Sapindales, Anacardiaceae. Bases 174 to 1235 code for a protein of 353 amino acids.
UUUGAAAUUUGGAUAGAAAGAGAAAGAAAUGUACAGCUUAGCCGGUAGGUUGCCAAAGACCGUUAGGUUUUACCGGCAAUUCAAAUAAUAAACUACCGGGAAACUAAACUUACAUUUAAUUCAACUCCCAAAAUACAAAAACACAAAACAGAGGAACACAUAGCAGUUUUUUCAUGGAAGAAUUUGGAGAAGAUCAUGUGAUAAAAAAUAAUGGAUACAUUUCUCCAUCAUCAUCUCCUCCAACUCCACCAUCACCUCUUCCCAUUAGUGUAGGACCCGGUAACCAAAAGUACUCAUUUUCGCCGUCUCCAUCGCCCUCGCCGCCCUUCUCACCGCCUUCUUCCAGCCACGGCUCAGCUAACAACCUCCCCUUCUUGCUGGAAACCUUGUCCACGCCUGCAACAGCCCAGACGCCAUCAGCAUUUUCUUUGGAUAGAAGAGCCCCGGAUAAGCCAUCUGGUGAUUCCAAUUCAUGCCUUACAGAAUUGUUGUAUCUUUUGUUGAUGUUGGCGUCUGAGAGUUUGCAAAAAGUGGAAGAAUCUUCUUCUGCAUCUUCGUCGUCUUUGUCUUCACCUUCAUCUGAAAUUACAGCUGUUAGAGGGGCUGAUGAUUUGCAAAAUCUUGAUGUCGAUGAAACUAGCCAUUUGAUGAAUGCUGACCAACCACAAUGCCGUAUAUGUUUUGAUAUUGGAGGAGAAGACUUGAUUGCACCAUGCAAUUGCAGAGGCACUCAAAAGUAUGUUCAUAGAUCAUGUCUUGAUCAUUGGAGGUCAACUAAGGAAGGUUUUGCUUUUUCUCACUGUACAGAGUGCAGGGUAGCAUUCCUAUUACGUGCUAAUGUUCCAGCUGACCGCUGGUGGUUGAGAUUGAAAUUUCAAUUCCUUGUUGCUAGGGACCAUGCAUUCAUUUUUGUAGUUGUUCAGCUUAUUGUGGCAUUGUUGGCGGUGCUGGUGUACAAAUUUUACGGGGAGGAACUAAGAGAAAUGUUUGGUUAUGAUCAGCAUCCUUAUGGGUUCUAUAUUAUGGCUGGUUUAGCUAUUGUUUUGGUGGGUUUGCUCUAUGGUUUCUUCAUAGCCAUAAUAUGUGGACAGAGGAUUAGUGAACGCCACUACCAUGUUCUGGCCAUACAAGAACUAACAAAGGAAUAUGUGGUGGAGGACCGGGAAAGUAACAAAAAUGUCCCUGAACUUGAUCAGAGCCAUAUCUCAGAGCUAAGAAUGUUAGGCCUUUACUAAUUUGGAAGUAUGAGGAUUCCACAGUUCUUUAUGUAAGCAUCUAUAACUUUGUAUGCUUUCACAUUUUCCCUCGCAUGCGUUUCCCACUUCUGUCUAGAUUAAAGAUGCCCACAUGCAUGCAUAUGUGUAUUUGCACGUAAUUGCCUCCUCGUUCUUUUUUGGUUGUUCAUCCUUCUAGUUAGAUUGAUUCCAGAUUCCCCAAAUACAUAUCAAAUUCUCUGUUAUUGCCUUCUCGAUUUCAUGUUUAACAAAUUCUGGAGAACUGAUGAACUUUUUGUUUCCAAUCAGCUGCUACAAUUUUUCCCUCAGUUACUUUCUGUUCACUGGCUUUCCUAGCCAUUCAUGUUAUAUAUUAAAGCUUCAUCCUUGUGAUUUCUUUCAUUAUAA